CGGCCCUUUCGUGGAGCUACUUUUGUUCGAAUUUUUUACAAUAUUUUGUAUACUAUGCGGUUGCUAUUGGAUAAUCGCUGAAAUUACUGAAACUUUAUUGAAUGUCUACUAACUGCAAUGCUAAAAUGAUUCCCCUUAAAGACAAUCAGGACAUCGCUUCUUUCCUUGUCACAAAGCACUCUUGGAGAGGGAAGUACCAACGAGUGUUUUCUAUUGGCACUCAUGGCAUCACUACAUACAACCCUGACCGUCUGGAAGUGACAAAUAAAUGGCUGUACUCUGACAUCAUUACUGUUGCCUCGGCCAAGCACUCAAACUCAGCUGCAAACCAUGACUUCACACUGGUCAUGAAGAAGGGCAAUAAAGUUGACGCAAUGAAGUUCUCUUCGGAACACAAAUGUCUGAUUCUUACUGAGGCAUUUAAAUAUAGGCACUUGUUUGCUGAGAGGCCAAAAGAUAUACUUAGAUAUCAAGCCUACAAACACCAUUGGAGUGGUACCCGCCUGCCGGUAGUCCUAGAAGUGGGACCAUGCUCUCUAGAACAACUGGAUCCCUCCACACACACCCUCUUAGCUAGCUACCCAUAUUGCGAAAUACAGGGAAUUCUUCCUGUCAAAGAUGUACCAGGAGGUUUUGUGUUAGCUGUAGGGGGUUAUAGUAGACUUCAUUUGUUUUCCAAUUCAAUGGACAACCAGAUAAUAAUAAAUAAAAUGCUUGAAAUGGCCAACCUGACUUUGACAAUCAGUAUCAAAGUUUUAGCAGCUACAAUUACUUUAGAUGAUUGCCACAAUCAACGGUUCGGGAAAUAUAGUGGCGACCAACACCAAACUUCGUUAAGCGAGUUUACAGUUCACAAAGUGAACGCAGCUCGUCAUAUGGAGCCUAUGCGUCGUACACUAUGCUUGUCUGACACUUGCAUACUUGAGAGAGAUCCACAGACUUAUUCAGUGGUGUGCCUUCGACCGCUGAGCGAUGUGUUCGCGUUAAUACGAGAUCCAGAUCAUCCACAGAAAUUCUCAAUAGAAUAUCUUAACGGCCAGACUCGAAUGUAUUUGGCCGGUGAAAGAGACGCCUUAUUAGCGUCUCUUCUUGACGGCGUCCGCUCUGCGGGUCAGCGCGACGUGCACGUACGAUCGUCGCCCACACCCCGCGCGUAUCGGCUUGGCCCAUUGCAUCGCGAAGUCGACGAAGAAACCGAAUCUAAUCACCUUAGACUCUUCCAAAACCCUGUAGGCAUGUCGCGAGCGGAAGUGAUAGAACGGUUCAACGCGAACGUCGGCUACAGCGGACUUAUCUACUCAGUCAGUCAAGAUGCCUCCUCCCCCCUGUUGUGGCUGUUUCUUACAUGGGAUCUUCGCUUAUUCGCGGAGAACAAAGAGAAGUUGAUAACAGGCGCGGUGACAGCGAUAAUGAGUAGUGCUCCGGCCGGCAACACCCUGCCGCCGCGGGAGCUUGAAGCUCAGUUCCACGCGUUGCGGAGAUUGUGUGCUAGUAAAGUUGGUUUUGCUGCCUUCACUGCUCUACCCGGUUUCCGCGAAUGGAUCGGCACAGCCGUGGUAAGCGCCCUGCGGCGCGGCUCGGCGGCAUGUUCGCAUGCAGCGUUAGACGCUGUGUGUGCGCUCAUGCAGCCCAUGCAUCAAGACCCUGACCUUAGACAGGAGCAGCUUAACAAGGCUAGCAUGUUAUCGUCGGCAACUUUUUUGGAAGGACUGCUUACUAUGUGGGCUGAUCAUGUGACGGCGGGUAGCGGUGCGCUAGUUGUCGCGGCCAUGUUGGAUUUUCUAACAUUCGCUCUAUGCGUGCCGUAUAGUGAAACUACAGACGGAAAACAAUUUGACCAGCUUUUAGAGAUGGUCUCUAAUAAAGGAAGAGUUUUGUUCAAGUUAUUUGAGCACCAAUCCAUGGCAAUAGUAAAAGGGGCGGGUUUAGUAAUGCGAGCCCUAGUCGAAGAAGGCGGCGGCGGCGUGGGAACUCGCAUGCAAGCUCUCGCGUUAGCAGAAGCAGCAUUGCCCAGACAUUUGCUCACAGCAUUGUACGCCCCAGCGAGAUUGCAUCACAGGCAUUUGGCGAGGCAUCUCGUUGCCUUGUGGUUGGUCGAUCACGCGCCCGCUCAUAAUCUGCUCAAGAGAAUUAUGCCGUCCGGUCUUCUAGCAUUCCUAGAGUCGAUGGAAGCUCCUCCGGCGCAAGCGUUAGAAGACGAGAAAGUCGAAGAACGAGACAAUCUGUCGUUAGCUCAGGCCGCGGUAAAACCCCGCGCCGCUCACUGGGAAGCAUUGGAAAGACAGGUCAAAUAUGUCGAGAAGCAUCUUGAACACUACGCUCAACUAGCUCUCCAGCACUGGGCACAACGGUCCGGUCGCACAUUAACGACGGAGCGACAAAACGCAGCGCGAGAAAGACCCGUACUCCUUCGCAGGAGGCGCGAGAGAAUCAAGUCUACUGCGAACUGGCCGCUGUUUUAUUACCAGUUCCAUAAAGACCACGCAUUGCCGAAUCUUAUUUGGAAUCAUACUACUCGAGAGGAACUCCGGAACGCUCUAGAGAACGAACUCCGUACAUUCGCCUCUGACAGAGAAGUUGCCGGCAAUACACUGACGUCAUGGAACCACGCCGAGUUAGAAGUCCACUAUCAGUGCUUACAGAACGAAGUAAAAAUCGGUGACUACUACUUGAGGAUAUUGUUGGAGCAGCGGGACAAUGAUGACAGCCCUAUAAGGAAAUCUUAUGAAUUCUUCAACGAUCUGUAUCACCGUUUUCUAUCGACACCAAAAGUGGAGAUGAAAUGUAUGUGCCUGCAGGCAAUGAGCAUUGUUUACGGUCGGUACUUUGAGGACAUUGGACCGUUCGCUGACACCAAAUACAUUGUUCAGAUGUUGGAUCGGACUUGCGACAGAAUGGAAAGAGACAGACUGGUACAGUUUUUAUCAAAAUUGAUUUUACAUAGAAGAAAUGUCAGCGAGAUUUUGGAAUGGAAUGGUAUCAGGAUUCUCGUAGACCUAAUGACUCUCGCGCACUUGCACACUUCACGAGCCACUGUACCGGCGCAGAGUAACGUGAUCGAAGGGCCGGCGCAGCAGGGCGGUGGCGACCGCGAGUGGUACUACAAUGUUGAGCAGGGCGACAAGGUCCAGCGGAAAGGACCUGUUAGUUUUCAACAGCUCAAAGACCUAUACAAAGCGGGUGAAAUAAACAAUAAGACAAAAUGCUGGGCGAACAGUAUGGAAGGCUGGCGAGCAGUGGCGAGUAUACCGCAAUUGAAAUGGACUCUGGUGGCGCGGGGCUCUGCGGUAUUAGAUGAAAGCGCUCUCGCUGCUACAGUGUUGGAAUUGCUUAUCACUUGUGCAAAAUACUACCCUAGCAGAGAUGAAGAAGACGCAGUAAUAAGACCACUGCCAAAGGUCAAGAGAUUGCUCUCUGAACCCGCGUGCUUGGCGCAUGUAGUUCAAUUACUACUUACAUUUGAUCCUAUCCUCGUUGAAAAGGUGGCAACCCUACUAUACGAGGUAAUGCAAGACAACCCUGAAAUCUCGAAGUUGUAUCUGACGGGUGUGUUUUACUUUAUGCUACUCUACACUGGGUCCAACCUUUUGCCGAUCGCGCGGUUCCUCCGCUUGACACAUAUGAAACAGGCCUUUAGAGCGGAUCAGUCGAGUUCAGACAUAAUGCAAAGGUCAAUAUUGGGUCAGCUUUUGCCUGAAGCGAUGGUGUGUUAUCUGGAGAACCACGGUUCGGAGAAGUUCGCUCAGAUAUUCCUCGGCGAGUGGGACACACCAGAGGCUAUAUGGAACUCGGAAAUGAGGCGCAUGCUGAUAAUGAAAGUGUCUGCCCACAUAGGCGAGUUCACGCCUCGCUUGCGCGCGCAUAUCGCCGCCCGUUACCCGUACCUCGCGAUCCCUUGUGUUCAGUACCCGCAACUGGAAAGGGAGCUCUUCUGCAGCAUGUUCUAUCUGAGGCAUUUGUGCGAUACGCAGCGGUUCCCCGAUUGGCCUAUUCCCGAUCCUGUUCGUCUUCUUAAAAACGUCCUUGAAGCAUGGCGCCGCGAAGUGGAAAAGAAGCCUCCAUCGAUGACAGCAAGCGAAGCGUAUGCGGCGUUAGGACUCACUUCGGGACAACAUGAUGAAGCGGCUGUAAGAAAGGCCUAUUAUAGGCUGGCGCAGCAGUACCACCCUGAUAAGAACCCCGAAGGAAGAGAUCGUUUCGAAUCUGUAAAUCAAGCGUACGAGUUCCUAUGCAGCAGAAAUGUGUGGACUGGAGACGGACCUAAUACGAACAACAUUGUGCUCAUUCUGCGCACUCAGACAAUUCUUUUCCAGAGGUAUUCUGACGUGCUAGCCCCGUACAAGUACGCGGGCUACCCCCAGCUGCUGAGCACGGCGCGGCUCGAGGCGGAGGCCGACCAGCUGUUCGCGGAGAGCGAUGCGCCGGCGCUGCUGCCCGCCGCCUGCGAGCUGGCGCACGCUACGGUCAAGUGCUCCGCGUUGAACGCCGAGGAACUCAGGCGGGAAGGGGGAUUACAGGUCCUCCACGAAGCUCUAUCCCGUUGCGUGCCCGUCCUUCCAUCAUGCAAGCCGAACGACAUCGCAGCCGCGGUGUGCGCCCACUGCGCUCGUUGCUUCGCCGUCGCCGCUACAUUCGUUGACUGUAGGAAAGUCUGUGCAGACAUACCGCAGCUGUGUGGGGAUAUUGUACCCUUAUUGCUAAGACCGAAAUUAGGCGACACGGCAUGCGCGGGAGCGGAAGCUGUAGCGGCGCUGGCGGAAGAACCGACUUGCAGAUCGCGUUUCGCCCGCGCCGGGGCCAUACACGCUUUAUUGCCCGCUGUACUGCAAUAUGAUUAUACCCUCACUGAAUCCGGUGUAGAAAGUGAUGUCCAGGCUAAUAAACAGGAAGUAGCAAACAAUCUAGCGAAACUAUGCGUGGUCGCCUUGGGAGCGGUUUAUGGGCCGCACGCCGAGCCGUCGCCUGACGACGACCGCAUACGAGACGCGUUGCACACGCUGCUCACACCGUACCUCUGCAGCAAAUUGAAGGACCCUGACCAGCACGAGCUAUUGAAAACAUUAACUUCCAACUGGCGAACUCCUUACUUAGUCUGGGACAACAGUACUCGAGCAGAACUGAAAGAUGUGUUGCGCAACAGUCGUGUCGACCCCGAGAAUGAAGGACCUUUGGUUCAACCGUUCGUGUAUUCUGCACAUAAGGGAUUGGUGUCUGUUGGAGGCGUCUAUAUCGACAUUUACAAUGAACAGCCCGAGUUCCCCAUUGACAACCCACAACAGUUCAUCUUGGAGUUAUUGAAAUUUGUACACAAUCAGACGCAAAUGGAUAUGUCGGCGGACCGAGUCGAGCACAUCACACUCGCCCUCACCGCGUUGGCUAACGUCAUUAUUAAGAAUCCGGGUGUGGAAAUCCAAUGCAUAGGCCAAUUUGGCCUCGUUUUCGGCAUGCUAUCAGCGCGAGCGUAUCCCAAACUGCAAGAAGCUGCAUUGCGCAGCGUAUUAGCCGCAGCGGGCAGUCGAGAGUGCGUGGAAGACAUCGCCGCUAGUACGGUGUUGGGACACCUGCUGCAGCUGUUGGGAGAUAGACCGCCGAAGGCAGAGGCGUUGGCGGCUUUAGCGGCCUUGCUUGCUAAUACCAUGCUCGUCAAAGAGGCUUUGGCCAAAGGUUCUGUGAUAUACCUACUAGAUUUAUUCUGCAAUAGUAAAAUUCCGGAAACGCGAGAAUCAGCCGUCGAAUUGUUAGCGAGGAUGAUGGCGGAUAAACUGCAUGGACCUAAGGUGCGCCUGACCAUCGCACGGUAUCUGCCGGGCGUGUUCGCUGAGGCCAUGCGCGAGUCGGGCCCCGCGGCAGCCGUGCACAUGCUGGACGCCAACCACGAGCACCCCGAGCUCGUCUGGGGCGACGACGCGCGCCGUCGCGUCUGCGCACACGUCGCCGCCCUCCGGGACAGACACCAGUCAAGCCAACUUCGGGAUCCAAAUGCCACAUUCGAAGACAGAGAAACCCUCGAAAGGAUAGCCUCAGGAGAAGAGACGUGGGCACCACCAGGCGAAGUGGUAGUGGCCGGCGUCUAUCUGAAACUGUAUCUGCAGAAUCCGCAUUGGAACUUGAGAAGCCCUAAGAAGUUCCUACAAGAAUUAUUGACUGAGACUUUGGCUGCUCUUAAUAAGGAUGCUACUGAAGGUAGCCGAGGGGAAGUGUGCGCCAAGGCGUUGGCAACGUUGCUGCGGUCGCGGCCGCCGCUAGGUGAGAUGUGCGCGCAGCUCGGCGAGCUGCCCCGGCUCGCACGGCUGCUCGCCUCCUGCCCGCAGCACGCCGUGCCCGUCCUGGCGGCUAUGGCCGAUCAACAGGCGUGUAUAAUAGCGUUGACGCAGACGGACGUGAUGUCCGGUAUGAAGACUGCAGUGAAGACGUGUCGAGAUAUCGUCGGUUGCGCGUGUGAGGCGCUCGCUUCCAUAUUCAACAGCAAUGUUAAUACCGAUCGAUUGGUCUUACAGGCUUUAGAAACAGAUCUAAUAGGCGAACUGCUGUCUCUUCUGGAAACCAGACUAGACGGACAAGCGGCCGCUCAACUAGUAAACGCUUUAAAAGCGAUGGCGCGAUCGACGUUGCACGGGGAGAGAGUCCGAGCUGUGCUGGCCCGUAGUCGUGUGUGGGAACAGUACGCGGCGCAACGGCAUGACUUAUUCAUUUCUUCUGUACCCGACCAUCAUUCCAUUGCAGCGGCGCCGCACUCAGCGGGCUACCUAACGGCGCCGCCGCAGAACAUUCCUGCGCAGCCGCCGCCCAUCGACUGACCGCAUCUCGCUAGCUAGUGCCCGCAGUGGGUGUGAACACGCAUGUUUGAGGCUAAUAUCGUACGUGGGAACCAUAUAGACAUUUAAAGAUUAUUCGGAAGGUAUUGUGUAAAUCGUAACAGCAAUAUUAAUUCAAGGUCCUUCGAAAUAGGGAUCCACCGGACUAGUCCACGCGUCACUGGGUUAAGCGAAGCAUCAUAAACUUUAUGUGUGUGGUAAUAAGGAAGUAAAAACAUAAUUCGCAUCGCCUAGUCACCGGUCUACGAUGACACGGUGUUUCGUAGUUGGUUUACUGCCUUAAGCUUUCCACGGUGACUGGUUUGGUGUGACCUUAUGAGGUUGGACCAUCUGUUACCUUAGACUACAUAGACUUUAUUACGUGGUGAAUACGAAGUGCUUGUUACAAUACUAAUCGGCCGUUGCUGAAUAGUUUUGUGACGUGCUACGAUGUUAGUUACAGUACGUAAAGGCUUGCCUUG
Hyposmocoma kahamanoa is the source of this 7276-nucleotide messenger RNA. It is a transcript of the gene Rme-8, whose product is annotated as dnaJ homolog subfamily C member 13. Gene Ontology annotation, biological process: regulation of early endosome to late endosome transport; endosome organization; receptor-mediated endocytosis. Gene Ontology annotation, cellular component: endosome membrane. Lineage: Eukaryota; Metazoa; Arthropoda; Insecta; Lepidoptera; Cosmopterigidae. The coding region runs from base 102 to 6797 and encodes 2231 amino acids. The transcript is spliced from 39 exons. The record is from RefSeq and is a predicted model, not a curated record.